Molecule: messenger RNA, 1756 nt
Organism: Andrographis paniculata
Lineage: Eukaryota; Viridiplantae; Streptophyta; Magnoliopsida; Lamiales; Acanthaceae
Product: proline-rich protein 4-like
Exons: 2
Coding region: 127-1521 (464 amino acids)
Source: RefSeq, a predicted model, not a curated record
UAUAUCAAAAGCAUAUCUACAAAUUAAAGAAAUUUAAAGUGUAGAUAUACAUUUUGAGUAAAAAAUACCUUUUCAGUUGUUCUAUUUUCGAGAGUUGUCCAACAAGCUCUGAAUAAAUUGAGUCCAAUGAGGGUUCAUUCCCUUAGUUUCUUCUUGUUGUCUUUGUUGGUUGUUGCAGGAUUCUGUAAUGCAGAUGAACCGUCAUUCCAAGUUCUCGGAAAGGCAGGAUGUGCCGACUGCGAGAAAUACAAUUUUAAGAACAGUCAGUCAUUUUCAGGACUUCAUGUGACAAUUGACUGCAAGCUCAAAAAUGGGGACAUGAAAAGAGUUGGCGCCGGUGAUCUUGAUGAACACGCCGAAUUCAAGAUUUCUCUUCCGCGAGAUAUUGUGCAUGAAAAUGGAGAAAAACUCACAGAGAAUUGCUAUGCCAAGCUCCACAAUAAUGCUGCAGCUAUACCAUCACCAUGCCCUGCACCUGCACAGAAUGGCCUUGAGGCAUCACAUAUUGUGUUCAAGGCACAAAACACUUUUGCACCCGCUCAAGUCUUACAGUUCUCUGCUGCAUUGUGCAAUUCCAAAUUCUUCUGGCCCUUUUUCAACCCCAACCAUCCCUGGUUUAGAAACUUGGGUCAUCCAUGGUUUCUUCCUCCACCUGUUAACAAUCCUACACCAGUUCCUUCACCCCAAGAUCCUGGAUACACCCCACCUGUUGUUACACCACAGCCACCAAUCAAAGCGCCUCUACCACCACCUCAAGUUCCUGCUCUUACACCCCCUGUUGUGCCACUACCUCCACCUUCAGUCCCCACCUACAUACCACCAGUUCACACUCCACCAAUUAACAAUCCUCCUAAGAAGCCAUGCCCACCCACCCAACCUCAGCCACCUAACAAUGAGCCACCAGUGCACCCCCUCCCUCCACCUGUUCACUAUAAGUCAAAACCACCAGUUCACACUCCACCAGUUAACAAUCCUCCUAAGAAGCCAUGCACACCCACCCAACCACAGCCACCUAACAAUGAGCCACCAGUGCACCCCCUCCCUCCACCUGUUUACUAUAAGCCAAAACCACCAGCUCAUAAGCCUCCUAAGAAGCCAUGCCCGGAGCCACCAGUGGAGCCACUCCCUCCACCUGUUCCAGUAUAUAAACCGAAGCCACCUGCACACCAACCACCUAAACACCCUCUUCCACCACAUGUUCCAGUCUACAAGCCAAAGCCACCUGUUCAUCAGCCACCAAAACAGCCUGUUCCUGAACCACCAGUGGAACCACUCCCUCCACCGGUUCCAGUCUAUAAGCCAAAGCCACCAGUUCAUAAUUAUCCUAAGAAGCCAUGCCCACCCAAAAAUACAGAGCCACCAGUGCACUACCCUCCUAUCAAGCCUGUGCCACCAGUGCACAACCCUCCUAAUGAGCCGGAGCCCCCCAUAGUAAAACCAUUUCAUCCACCAGUUCCUGUUCACCUAUCACCACCAAUGAAAAAGAAACCUUGUCCUCCUAUUACGGAUCCUCAUCCAUGAUCCACAUAGUGUGUAGUGCGCAUUGUCACCAGUUGCUAAAAUCCCAUAUAUCACAAUAAAAAUUUCUCCAGUCUCCAUGAGAGAAAGUUGUGUGCAAAACAGAAACAAUGUCAGCAAUGAAUUGGGGAAGUGAAUCCCAGUCUAUUGUUUGUCCUGUUGCUUGAACUUAGCAUCUAUGUAUUUAUUGUCUCAGUUGAGUUGAAAUCAGAUGCUUACAUUUCUUUCCUUUUUCCAA